Aphidius gifuensis is the source of this 3481-nucleotide messenger RNA. Its product is annotated as protein pelota. The transcript has 8 exons. Gene Ontology annotation, cellular component: cytoplasm. Lineage: Eukaryota; Metazoa; Arthropoda; Insecta; Hymenoptera; Braconidae. Bases 170 to 1327 code for a protein of 385 amino acids. Gene Ontology annotation, biological process: RNA surveillance; nonfunctional rRNA decay; nuclear-transcribed mRNA catabolic process, no-go decay. The record is from RefSeq and is a predicted model, not a curated record.
AGCCCUAAAUUGUAAAAAAUUUGCCCUGUGAAUUGGACUGCUGAGCGCAAGAAGACUAUGUAGAGACUUCUUGGCUGAGCGACUAAAGAUGCGAAUGCGGAAUGCGAAUCAUCCUUGAAUUUUACACAUAACAGUGAUUUUCUAGAAAAUUGAAUUCGAUUGAAAUAAAAUGAAACUGAUUUUCAAAAAUAUUGAAAAGGACUAUGGAGGGACCGUUGCAUUGGUGCCAGAAAAUCCCGAAGACAUGUGGCAUGCUUACAACCUUAUUUGUGAAUGCGAUCGUGUUUCUGGUUCGACAAUCAGAAAAGUCCAGACAGAAAGCUCAACUGGUAGUACAAACAGUACUAGAGUACGCACAACACUGACUAUUGCUGUUGAAAAUAUAGAUUUUGAUACUCAAGCGUGUACUCUCCGACUGAAAGGAAGAAACAUUAUUGAAAACCAAUAUGUUAAGAUGGGAGCAUAUCAUACUUUAGAUAUCGAGCAAAAUCGUCAGUUUGUACUUGAAAAAAUAAAGUGGGAUUCAAUCGCUCUAGACAGGAUAGACAUGGCAUGCGACGUAAAUCAAAAUGCAGAUGUAGCAGCUGUUGUAAUGCAGGACGGCAUCGCUAAUAUAUGUUUAAUUACAUCAAAUAUGACGAUCGUCCGUGCUAAAAUCGAUCAAGUUAUUCCAAAAAAACGAAAAGGCAUGGUAACGCAGCAUGAAAAGGGUCUACACCGGUUUUACGAAAGUGUAGUUCAAGCAAUCCUUCGACAUGUGAAUUUUGAUGUUGUUAAGUGUGUUAUCAUUGCUAGUCCUGGAUUUGUCAAAGACCAAUUUAUGGAAUACAUGACUCAACAAGCUAUAAAAUCUGAUAAUAAAUUGCUAAUGGAAAACAAAAGCAAAUUUAUGCUUGUACACUCAAGCUCGGGGUUUAAACAUUCGUUGAAAGAAAUUCUAGCUGAAUCAACGGUAGUGUCUCGAAUCUCUGAUACAAAAGCAGCAGGUGAAGUAAAAGCACUUGAAAACUUCUAUGCAAUGCUACAAACUAAUCCGUCAAGAGCGUUUUAUGGCAAAAAACACUGCCAAGUUGCUGCUGCGUCACAAGCGAUCGAGACUUUACUCGUAUCUGACAAAUUAUUCAGAUGUCAAGACAUUUCUACUAGAAAGGAAUAUGUUGACCUUGUUGAGAAUGUUCGUGAAGCAGGAGGUGAUGUGAAAAUAUUUUCGAGCAUGCAUAUAUCAGGAGAGCAAUUGGAUUCACUCUCAGGGGUUGCAGCAGUUUUGAGAUUUCCAAUGUCUGAUUUGGACGAAAGUGAUGGAAGCGAAGAUUUGGAUGACGAAUGAUUCAACGAAUGACAACACGACAUCAGUUUCCCUACCUGGGAUACGUUCCAAAACCUCCGUUCAGUUCGGUAUAUUAAGAUGGCGGACUUUUGUACCUAUCUUAAUUGCUGGGUAGAAUCGCCGCCAUCUUGAUAUGCCGAACCGAACGGAGGUUUUGGAACGGACUCCAGAAAUAUAACCGAGAUUACUAGUGACAUGAGAUUUAACAAAGCCAAAUGUGAAUUUGUCCAGUUCUCAUGCGCAACAAGUAUAUUAUUGUGCGUAUAACGUGACGUUCAAGAUGUGGCCUAUAAUCAGCUUCUGAAUUUAUAGAAGUUGACUACAAUGUAAAAUUUGAAAGACUAUAAGAAUCUCUCAGCAAAACGGUUUUGUACCGGAACAACUAGAGUUCACAGAAAAAACAUGUCCUCAAUAACUCGAGAAUAACAUGAAAAAUAAUUUUUGAUUUGUAUCAAAUCAGUCAUAUAUAUAUAUAUAUCCAUUGAUAUGAUUACUCUAAUCAAUAAAAGAUUAUUCUCUACUAUUGAUAACAUGUAUAACCAAUUUUUAGAAGAUAUAACAGAAAAUAAUUUUUAAAAAAUCUAGGCAAGACUUUUCAUUUAUCGUCCUUAUACAACCCACUGAAUUAUAAUAAAAAUAAAAAGUGAAUCUAUUAAAGGAGUACCUCCAUCGAUUAGUUUUCUUACAAAGUUCCUAAUUUUUGGACAUAUAAAUCUUGAAAUUCCUCUGCAUCUAAUGAUCUUAAUUUUGUAAUUAUGAACAAUCUAGUUUUAGAGAUAAUUGAGUCUAAACAGGUGAACUUUUUACGUAGUUUAACAUUGCAGGUAUAGGAUUUUUUUUUUAUUUUUUUAUAUUUUUAGAUCUAACAAAAAAACGGUUCUUACAAAUGUGAUAAAAAAUUAAUAUGUCAAAAUUGAUAUAAUUUAGAAAUUUUUGAAAAAAAAAUUAAACGCUUGAACCUUUCCGAAUCAGAGAUAUUGUUAAUUAAAGUUUGCAAAAUUUCUUAAUAAUAUACAAAUUCAAAAAUAUAAUUUUUGUAAAAAACAAACUCGUUAAAGUUGUUCUUUACGUUAGCUUAGUACUACUGUGUAUACUAAAUUUUUAUUCAAAUUAACAAAAAAAAAUAAAAAAUUCAAACAAACGAUGAUAAAUAAUUUAGGAGAAUUAAAGCUGCCUGUGUUUGAAAAAUAAAAUCAAAAUAAAAAAAGAUCACGUUUUAUCCUUAUUACACAAACAAACUUUAACGCGGCGGUUUUCUUCACAAUUCCAAGAUCAGGUUGACAGACAGCUAAGACUUAAUAUAAUUUCAUGAUAUGUCCAUUCAAAAUAAUCGACAAUACUUUCAUCUAAGACUCGAUAUUGUAUCACAUGCGAAUAAAUAAUUUUUUAAUAGAAACGUCAAAUUAUUAGGAAACAGAUUUCGUAUGCACGCCCUGGUAGAAAUAUUUCUCCAACUUUUUCCAACUUUCUCCGCCUUUUUUCCAACUUUCUCCACCUUUUUACGAAAAUGACCCAUGGUUGGAGAAAAGUUGAAAAAAAGUUUGAGUAAAUUUUUGGUUGAAGAAAUGGCGGAAAAAAGUUGGAGAAAAGUCGGAAUAAAUUUCAGGUUGAAGAAAUGGCGGAAAAAAGUUGGAGAAAAGUCGGAAAAAAAUGGAGUAAAUUUUUGGCUGGAAAAAGGUUGGAGAAAUUUGUCCGCCAUUUCUCCAACUAUGGGUCGUUUUCGUGAAGAGAUAGAGAAAUGGCGGAGAAAAGUUGGAAAAAAGUCGGAGAAAUAUUUCUACCAGGGCGUAUUUGACUAAAAUUUUUUUUGAUUAUUAAUCAGGUACAGCUGACAAAUUUUUUCUUUAAGAGGACUCAAAUAUGUGAUGUAACUCCAAAAUAGCCUAUUUUAAAUUGAAAAUGAAAAAAAAGAUGUGUGUUAUUGUACGCACAGGGAAGUGAAACUCCUUUAAUAAUUCUAAUAAAUAGUAAUUGGAAGAUCUCUCGUUGCAUUAAUAUAUUUUUGACUAGUUGUCUUAUUCGCUCUCAUUCCGAGUGAACUAUUAUGUUCAUUCAGUCAUUAACAAUUAUGAUAGAAAUUUUUAAAUUUAUUAAUUAGUUAUAAUAUAAAGGUUCUAUGUAAAUGAAAUUCUAAUUAAAAAACUUAACACAGAA